CCCCCCCCAGCCAGCCACUGUUCUCUGAGAUGAGACCAGCCCCCAAGCUAAGUCGCGUGCCACAUCCACCGUCCACCUAUGCAGGCCACCGCCGAAACCGGAGGGGCCUUCAGCCCUUCCGCAGCUUCUUGGAUUUCCUGACUGAGGGCCAGGUGCUGGACAGUCUGCAGACAGUGGUGGAGAAGGCGACUGAGCGCAUGGCUACCGUGAAGACCGAUGCCGGGGUGCCGCUGCUGGAGGUGCAGGACCCUGUGGAGGUGCUGAGAGGUGGGCGGCGGGCACGAGCCCGGCCCAGCCAGGGCACCAUGCACCGGCACCGUGUUCGGCCCAAUCUCUGCACUGGACACCCCAACAACUACCCAUCAUGCUCCAGCUCUACGUCUGGUUCCCAUAGCAGCCGUACAGCUGGCUUCCUGGGCGCCCCCUGCUGGGACAGCGACCUGGCUGCCCGUGGGGCAGGUUCACUGCCAUCCAUGGGGGACAGGCUCCUGCUGGAGAAGAACCUCAAGCGGCUGCAGCGACUGGAAAACAAAGGGAAAGGCCGGAAUCGGUCCUGGUCGCAGGGGGACUCCCUGCCGUGGGACUCGCAGGGCAGCCAGACCAGCAGCCAGUGGACGCAGGAGAAGCCCCUGUCGUGGUUCUCUGGGCUGCUGGGUUCCAGCUCCAGCACGCCUGAGGCAUCGGAGCUGGGGCCUGCAGAGCGGGAGCUGACCUUGCUCAGGGGAGAGUUCUACAAGAAGAUCAAGUCGUUGCUGAGCCAGCCGGCGUCCCUCGACCUGCCCGGCUACUGCUCGCUCCACCAGCCCCACCAGACCCUGGACUUCCUGGCCCAGCACGACCUCUUCCCGGCCCUGCAGCGCGUGGUCAGCCAGGCUGUCGACAAGCUCAGCAGCGCCCGCCGCUUCAACGGCUUCCCAACCAGCGGCACGUCUGCCUCACAGCUGCCCCUCCCCUGCGAGCCGCCGCUGCCUGGCUCCAAGUCGGACACCCCUACGGACAGGGAGGAGCCCUGCGAUUCCUCCCCCACCACCGGCUCCAGCCCCCUGACGUCUCACAGAAAGAGCAAGAGCAAAACAGUGUCCCCCACCAUGUCGAAUCCUCAGGUGGCCUCCAGACUAAGGCUCAAGGUGACAACCAUGGAAGAGCCCAAUGUCCCCAGCCACUCACAACACCCCAGGCAGGAGGCCACACAGAGCUCCAGCACCAAGUUCUCGAGGAAGAAGCCGCUGCCCUCCAUCUCGUCCAAGUCCAGCCUGCCCCACGCCUCCAACCCCUGGUUUGAAGAGAUCGUGAGCUUCCUGGUGGAGCAGGCGGUCUCCCUGCUCAUCUGCAAGUACAAGUACGAGAGGAACCUCAGGAAGCAGCUGGGCUUCAUCUCCUUCCCCAUCACCGAGGGGCUCAUGGACCUCCUCCUGGGCUUCAAAAAGAUCGAGGGCUCCCGCAUCCGCCUGUCGUCGCAGAUUGACUGGAGCUGCCUGCUGCGUAAACUGGAGGAGGCCGAGAAGAUCCGGCCGCCCUCCCACCCUGGGGCCCCGCAGCACAGUGCUCCUCAUUCCAGGGUCUCCCAGCGCAGCACGGUCUCCCUGUCCACACAGCCUGAGCCGGCCCCCAACACAGACAAGGAGAAGGAACCAGAACCGGACCUGGACACGGAGUUGCAGGUUAGACAGCUGUUCAACCCCCAGGAACCCGCAACGCUGGAAAACGAGCCCCCCGCGAGUGCAUCAGAGCCCAAACUGUCCACGUCCUCUGGCACCGGCAUGGACUCCAGUCCCCACAAGUCGAGGGAGACGGUGAACUUCGGGGACAGCGAGGGCAGCGAGGAGGACGAGGGUGACGACGACGGGGACCAUGUCCGUGAGGAUGAGGACAACCUGAGCCUCCCUGACUCUGGAAUGGAGGCCUCUGUCAGGUCCUCUGGGGACAUAGGCCUGGGGACAUAG
Molecule: messenger RNA, 1943 nt
Organism: Tupaia belangeri chinensis (Chinese tree shrew)
Lineage: Eukaryota; Metazoa; Chordata; Mammalia; Scandentia; Tupaiidae
Gene: CCDC116
Product: coiled-coil domain containing 116
Exons: 3
Coding region: 30-1943 (637 amino acids)
Cellular component (GO): centrosome
Source: RefSeq, a predicted model, not a curated record